Nerophis lumbriciformis (worm pipefish) is the source of this 1811-nucleotide messenger RNA. RefSeq lists its product as uncharacterized. Lineage: Eukaryota; Metazoa; Chordata; Actinopteri; Syngnathiformes; Syngnathidae. Gene Ontology annotation, biological process: regulation of gene expression. Gene Ontology annotation, cellular component: nucleus. The record is from RefSeq and is a predicted model, not a curated record.
GACAGGCCAGGUGGCGAGCAAGAUGGCGGACUGAGUGGCUGUGACUUCCCUGUUUAUAAAUGACGAUAUAACAGCGAAUAUAGAAACACAUACCUCCCAAGAUUUGUCUUUUCUUGAACCCCCAAAACUGAAGUUAAGUUCGGAGCGCUGGAGUGUUAGCUGAAGUGAAGAUUGAAGACGUGAUAGAAGAUGGACGACUACUGCUAUGCUAAGAUGGCGACGUCCGCUAAAAGAGAACAUGAAAGAGAAUCAACUUCCAGCAAAUCACCAACGGAGAUAAAGACGAAAGAUGAAGACGUCCAGCAGCUGAUUUGUCAUCCAGAAGAAGUUUCCCCUCAGUUAGGGGGGAGCUCCACUUUGAAGCAGGAGACUCCACAACCACCCUGCAUUAAAAAGGAAGAGGAGGAACUCUGCAUCACUCAGGAGGGAGAGUGUCUUCUAGGACCACAGGAAGCUGGUCCCACCAGGUUCCCACUGACUAUUGUCUCUGUGACGACUGAAGAUGAUGAAGAGAAACCACAACCAGACAACUUCUUAGCUCCACUAUCAGAUAGUGAGGCUGAAGACGAGGUUGAAGUAACUUUGAGCAGCGAUGCAGACUGUGAAGGUGAUAUGAGGACUCACACUGACAACAAACACUCUCAAUGCUCUACAAAGAAGAGAGACAUCCAGCUGCUGAUUCGGCAUUCAGAAGAACUUUGCCCUCAGUCGGCAAAAGGUAGCUCCACUUUGAAGCAGGAGACUCCACAACCACCCCACAUAAAAAAGGAAGAGGAGGAACUUUGGAUCACUCAGGAGGGAGAGUGUCUUCUAGGACGAGAGGAAGCUGAUUACACCAAGUUGCCUCUGACUGUUGUCUCUGUGAAGACUGAAGAUGAUGAAGAGCAACCACAAGUAGACAACCUCUUAGCUCCACUAUCAGAUAGUGAGGUUGAAGACAAGGUUGAAGAACCUUUGAGCAGCAAUACAGGCUGUGAAGGUGAUAUGAGGACUCACACCGACAAACACUUCGAUCGCUCUAAAAAGAAGAGAGUUAAAACAUGUUUGAGUUGCUCAGUUUGUGCUAAAAACUUUAAAAGAAAGAGCCUUUUAGCUGAGCACAUGAGAACACACACAGGAGAAAAACCAUUUCAAUGUUCAGUGUGCGGUAUAACCUUUUCCCAAAAGAGCAGUUUGACUCAACAUAUGAGAAUGCACACAGGAGAAAAACCAUUUCAUUGCUCAGUUUGUGGCGAAAGCUUUCCUCGAAACAGCUAUUUGACUUCACACAUGAGAACACACACAGGGGAGAAAUCGUUUAAUUGUUCGAUUUGUCUAAAAAGUUUUACUACAAAGAACAGUUUGACUCAACACAUGAGAAUACACGCAGGAGAAUAUCCAUUCAAUUGUACAGUUUGUGGGAAAAGCUUUUUUGUAAAAGGCAAUUUGACUCAACACAUGAAAACACAUACAGGAAUAAAACCAUUUGUUUGUUCGGUUUGCGGUAACAGCUUUGUUUACAGACAAAGUUUUACUCGACACAUAAUGACCCACACGGCAGACAAACGAUUUAGUUGUUCAGUGUGCUGUAAAAGGUUCCAUCAGAAUUCUGACGCAGUCAGACACGCAAGAACACACAAGGUAGAAUAACCAAGCAGCUGUUCAGUUUGUGGUAUGUUGCUCAUCCAGUCCACUUUAUUUAUAUAGCACAUUUAAACAACAAAAAUGUUUCCAAAGUGCUGCACAACAAUAUUAAAAACAAUAUUCAAAUAGUAUCCUUAGCUCCACCAAUGUCUGAAUAAAAACAAAAAAUAAAUAAAUAUAGAACCAAU